GGUCAGCGCCCCUCUCUAUUUUAAGUGUCCCAGCCUGCUCCUCAGCAGAGCCCCAGUCAGGGAGUGUGUGUGUGCCCGCACGCGCAUGUGUGUGUGUGUCCACCCAGGUACUGGGGUGGACAUUGUUGCUGCGUGAAAAAACCAAGGAGCCUUCAACUGAGGGGGCCUGCAUCAAGCAUGGCUAAAGACUAUUAAAAGGGGGCCCCCCAAACAAAGACAGACGGACGGACAGACGGAUAGACGUGAAGGGGGUUGUGAGAUAAGCCUGAAGAAUGGUCGCGGAGGAGGUUGUGAUCACUCUAUCUGGAGGAGCGCCGUGGGGCUUUCGGCUGCAGGGGGGAGCCGAGCACAAAAAACCACUCCAGGUGGCCAAGGUGCGUAAGCGCAGCAAAGCAUGCCGGGCAGGACUACGAGAGGCGGAUGAGUUGGUGUCCAUCAAUGAGAGCUCAUGCGGGGAGCUGUCCCACGCCCAGGCGAUGAAUCUGAUCGACAGCACCCCAGGAACGCUGCACAUACGCGUCAGAAGAGCUCCAGCGGGAUUCCAGUCCGUGGUGCUGCUGACCCGGGCUCCGUCCCCGCGCAUCGACAAGGAGUACCGGGCUGCCCUGCGGGCCAUGACUCCCCCCGCCUCCAAACCCCCUCAGGCGACGGUGCGAGAGGUCCACCAGGCGGCGCUGGUGUCUCCCGGGGGGCGGAGCCGGGUGACGUCCCCGCCGGGGAGCGAGGCGUACUACGGCGAGACGGACAGCGACGCCGACAUCGUGCACGAGAAGCAGCGGCGGCAGAAGCGGCGCAGCCCGAGCAGCUCUCCCGGCAAGACCUCCGGGCGGGCGUCGCCCGAGGAGACGUCGGAGAUGAGCGGCUACGACAGCGCCCCCGACGCCCUGGCGCAGGGCCCCGGGGGCCCGCCGGAGGCCGUGCCCGGCGUGGCGCGCCGCGAGGUGGUGUACCAGCCCACGCGGGGGGAGUGGUCCUCCCACACCGAGACCUCCACGGAGAACUCCUCCGUCAGCACGGACGACCAGAACCCUCGCGACGGAGCCACCGAGGAGGACAGCGGCUUCCAGGAGCCGCAGAGCCUGCCCCCGCUGGUGUCCCCCGAACGGGCCAAGGAGGCCCUGCUCCUGGCGUCCCGGAAGCAGCUGGUCCCCAUGGUGGGGCCCGUGGACAACCCCGUGGAUGAGGAGCUGACCGUCACAUACAUGGACAAAGCCAAGCAAGCCAAGCUUAACCGGGGUGACAGUGUGCAGGACAAGCAGGUGAAGGAGGCCCGCACUAAGUGCCGCACCAUCGCCUCCCUGCUGACGGAUGCGCCCAACCCCCACUCCAAGGGCGUGCUGAUGUUCAAGAAGCGGCGGCAGCGCUCCAAGAAGUACACCCUGACGAGCUUCGGCAGCGUGGACGAGGACAUACAGCAGGACUCGCACGAGGAGGACGGCGUCUUCCCCGGCAGCGAGUCCGAGUUCGACGAGGACGGCUUCGCCGCCUCCACUGACCCCACCUGGGACAGUGACUACCUGGACAUCCUGGAGAAGAAGACCCCCGCGGGGACGGCCGGUGACGAGGCGGGCGGCACGGAGAGCCCUGGCCUGACCGCCACCUCAGGGAAAGGCGCUAAGCUGUUCGAGCAGCAGAGGAGGAGAGCGGCCGAGCACGCCAAGAGGGCGGCUGCCAGACAGGCGCAGGCCCCGCCCCCGCCGCAGCCGACGGAGACGCCAGCGCCCCCGGCAGAGGCGGAGCCACCGCCGGCGUACAUCCCCACCCCGGCUCCGCCCCCUGGCUUUGCGGUGAUGAACGGGGAUUCCGUCGCCGCGCACGGGGAGAGUGUGGUGGCGCCGCCCCCGGCCGUGGCGCCCAAGCCUGCCAGCCCACCGGCUCUCCCGGUGACCCCGCUGCCACAGCUACCCCUCGCCCAGCUGCCGGAUUCGCCCACCGCCCAGCUGCCAGACCUGCCCUCCAGCUCCGUCCUCAACAGAACCGCCCGGCCCUUCGCCCCUGGCUUCAUCACUCACCGGGCUGCCACCGCUCCUGUUGUAUUCCGGCCCAGCGUAGCUAAGAAGACACGCCCUGCUACGACGCCAGCGGCUGCCCCACCCCCUUUCUCAUCCCUGCCCUCUGAGGCCAAGCCAGCCGUCCUCCCUACCUCCCCCCACCUCACAGCCAGACCAACGCCCGUCAGUGCGCUCCCAGCGGCCUCCUCACCUCCUUCCUCAGUGCCUGUGGAUCCGUUUUCUCCUUCUCCCACACCAGCUGCACCCGUCCUUCCCAGCAUGCCUUCUCCUGCCGUAAUCACACCCUCAGCUCCAUCGUUGCCCCUCAGUCCACAGGUUUCCGCAGCCCCAGCUCCAGCCGUGGCUGCCCCCGUCACCCCUACUCCCAUGCCCAGGGCCCAUCGUGAGCAGAGGGCCCUUGGACUCCCAGGCCGCACCGGCAUCCUGGAGGACGCCCGCAGGCGAAGCACCACGAAGCCCAUGUUCCAGCUCCCCAAGGAUAAGAAGAACUCUCCCAACCCCGAGCUGCUGUCCAUGGUGCAGUGCCUGGACGUGAGGUCAAAGGCCGGGCCGGAGGUGGGGUUCGAGUCCAGCCCGGACGAGGACUUCUUCAACCUGGGGGCCGAGGCCUGCAACUUCAUGCAGGGCCCAAAGGGCAAGAUGCCGCCCCCCGUGGCCCCGAAGCCACGCGUGAUCCCCGAGAUGCCCCACAUCCCGCAGAUGGAGGGCAAGGGCGCCAAGCUGUUCGCCCGUAGGCAGAGCCGCAUGGACCAGUACGUGGUGGACAACGCCCCCCAGCAGCCAGCGCAGCCGGCACCCGCUGCCCAGCCCCGCGCCCCCUCUCCUGCGCCUUCUCUCCCAGCUCACUGGAAAUACUCGCCCAACAUCCGCGCCCCUCCACCCAUCGGCUACAACCCUCUGCUGUCCCCCUCCUGCCCACCGGGGGCGCAGCGUGGCGUCAAAGCAGCCGACGCUUCAAAGGCUGGAAAGAAGGGCGGCCCCCAUAAAGAGGGCAUCAAAGCGGUUGACGUCAUGAGGAGGCAGCCUUACCAAUUGAACUCGGCUAUGUUCAGCUUUGGGGGAAGCCCCGCCCAUUCCGGGUCCUCCUACCAGUCCACGAUGCAUCGCCACGGCGGCCAGAUGGUGGGCAGCUCCCUGACCUCGCCCAGGCAGAUCCCGGUCAAAGCCGCCCGCGUCUACGAGAUCAAACGCUUCUCCACGCCCACACCCAUGUCGGCGCCCACCACCCUGACGCCCACCGUGAUCGCGCCGCGCUCCGCCACCACGCUGGGGGAGCCCCUGUGCGACUCCGUCUCGCCUCCCCCUGCCCAGUCCCCGCCCACUUCCCCUCCCUCCGCCUCGCAGGGAGCUCUGCCACAGCUGCCCAAAAUUUCCACCGCCCCGAUCCCCAGUUCCCUCCCGCCCCCGGCUCCUGCCCGAGUCCCGGGCCUGGGAUACGGCAGCCUCCAGGCAGCAAAGCAGUUUAAGAGCGCUCCCGAGCUCAGCCCGCUUCCCGUCCGGGCGGCCGGCCUGCAGGCGCCCAAGCCCCGAUUCGUCGCCUCCAGGAUGGGGAUCCAGGCCAACGUGUGGAGGCCUGGUUCCAUGCACCACUGAUGGGGAUCCUGCACUGUAGGAGACCUCUCACCACCUCGGCGCUCCCACACGGGACAGCUUCCCGUUCCCCCUCCUGUCUGUAUGAUAUAGAUUGAUAAGAAUUUACACAAUGCCAAAUUACUCACUUAAUCCAAAUAUUUAUUCUAUCAUUAAUUGCAAUUGGAGCACAAAAGAAUACGGAGCAACAAAAAUUUCUAAAUGGCCUGACAUACAGAAGUAAGCAUGUAUAUGACAGAACAAUGUUGAAUAUUGAUUUGAAUCCCCCCAAAUAAAAAUAUCAAGUAUGAUCGACUUGUUUUCCAGUGCAGAGAUAUUUUGUUUUGCUUCACUGAAGUAUAUGAAGUUUACCAUUCAACAGGAACAGAACAGCUUUUAUCAGUGAGCUGUUCAGAACUGUAGCCAUGUAUGAAAUAUAAUAAUGUGGAAUGAGGCCUC
Messenger RNA from Megalops cyprinoides (Indo-Pacific tarpon), 4040 nucleotides. It is a transcript of the gene synpo2la, whose product is annotated as synaptopodin 2-like a. Gene Ontology annotation, biological process: positive regulation of actin filament bundle assembly. The transcript is spliced from 4 exons. Gene Ontology annotation, cellular component: nucleus; actin cytoskeleton; Z disc. Gene Ontology annotation, molecular function: actin binding. NCBI's taxonomy places the organism in Eukaryota, Metazoa, Chordata, Actinopteri, Elopiformes, Megalopidae. The record is from RefSeq and is a predicted model, not a curated record. The coding region runs from base 273 to 3605 and encodes 1110 amino acids.